Messenger RNA from Patiria miniata (bat star), 2559 nucleotides. RefSeq lists its product as uncharacterized. The transcript has 2 exons. The record is from RefSeq and is a predicted model, not a curated record. Bases 420 to 2063 code for a protein of 547 amino acids. NCBI's taxonomy places the organism in Eukaryota, Metazoa, Echinodermata, Asteroidea, Valvatida, Asterinidae.
UUGUGCCUUGGAUGAUACAGGCAUGGCAUUUGGCACACAGUCAGAGUAUGUCAUGAGAAAGAUAUCUUGCUAUAAAGGGCCAUCGACGAUUUUGACGAUCUGAAAAUUGCUUGUUGUUUAACCUAGGAAAGGAAAAAUCUGAGAGGGCCCUAUAGCCAAAUAUCUUUCUUAAGACUACUCUGAAUGUGUGCUAAAUGCCAUGCUUGUAUCAACAAAGUGAGCAAUCCCUCCAAAUAUCUCUACCCGACUAUAUAAAACACUGUAAGUCCCUUUAUUGUUGGUGUCACAUUCAGAGAGCAUAAUUUCAAACCAGUUCUGUUUGAUGUAGGCCUACACUUAACAGAAAGUGAAAGUUCGUAUAAUCAAAGGAUGUAUGUCAUAUCCAACGGCUCGGAGCAUACAAACGAAUCAGUUAGGAAAUGGACACAAAAAGUCCGACCUUUCGCCUAGGUAUAAAAAACCGAAACAUGGAAAUACUAAACAUCAGUGAGCAAAACAAUCCAACAAUGGCUGGGCGUGAAGAGCUGUACAGCUCCAGCGUUACCACAGAGGAGACACCUCUAAUGUCUUCAUCGAGACUCAUGAACCAAGAUGGUUAUCCAAGGAAGAUGCAGCCCUGGCCGCGUCCUCUCACGGUGGCUUUGUGCAUCUUGGGCAUCUGGCGACCCGGGACCGCUCAACGCGCUACUCGCAAUCUGCAGGCCGGUAAGCGCGUCGGCCGCGGACCGCUGCCCCGGGUCUACUCCCACCAGCCCGGCGGCCCGCGUGUGGUAGACAGUAACGGGAACACGGUUGGUAUGUCCGGUGCCGAUAGCAGCGGCGAGGGUCUGAUAGCAGUGACCAGGGACGGCGGUGAUCAAGACGAUCUUCCUCCGUUGAGCUGGAGUCAGAGCGUUGGGAGUGAGGAGUGCCGCUUGGAUGACACGCAGUGUGAUAUCUGUUACAGCAAUUCCGAGGCGUUGUAUGAUUUGAAAACCACUGAUACAGAUGGCAAGUUCCAGAAGCUGUUCUACAACGGAGUGAUGUUACUGUAUCUCGUAACCCUGACUGGCUUCAUGACCUAUGACUUUGUCGCCUACUUCGAGGUCUUCUGGGGCCAUUUGCAAAAUGUCCUCAUCCUCGUCUCCUACUUCACCUAUCUGUUCCAGGUGAUAGUGGUUCCGGUCUUUGUAUUGCUCACCCGCUUCAUUGACUGGUUUCAUCUUUUGGAUAAAGACUGCACCUGGGUUGCUCUGCACAGCGAUUUCAUCUUCCAACGAUCUCAGUACCUCCGACAUGGCUCGGGUGUAGCAUCCUUCCUGAGUCUCGGUCUGUUCCUGACUUGGCCGAUCAUCAACGGUGUCCUGAGGAUUAUCUACGAUUGGGUGUACCGACCAGGUGGGGAUAUCCACGCCGUCAUCAGCCGCUGGUGCGCCAUGGCUUCUUACAUCGUCUACGGAUCCUUCUGCUAUCUUGUCUACGCCCAGCGGAGGUCGUUGCAGAAAGAGUUCCGCGUGGUAGCUCACUUCGUGGCCAGCAACGCUCCCAAAGGAAGUGUCGUGAUGGACGUGUGCCGUGACCGGCUGUCCAGGAUGUACCAACAGUAUCACAUUAUGCGAGACUUUGUGGGCAUCUGGAUGGCAUUCACCAUGGCCGUGGCCACCUGGGGACUGACUGCCCACCUCACCUGGAAUUAUGUCAUCUUCAGCUACUGUCAGACCAAAGACUUGGACGGUCUACCUGUACUCAACCUGCUCAUCUGGUCGCAGAAGAUCAUGUUCUUCGUGCUACCUUCACUGGCAGUAGGUGGGAUUAAUAUCGACUACAUGUGGAGGCACUUCCGCUACAUCCUGGCCAAUCACGGUCGCCAUCGUUACAGCACCUUCUGGCACGCCAUCAUGAAGCAUGUCUCUAGAAUCAACCUCCUCGGGCAGGGCCUCAGUGCCACUCUUGUCUUCUCCGCCUUGGGGUUGUAUCUAGGACUAUCGUUGGGCGACAGUGCACAAAAUGUUGCCUUUUGGAACGGCCCUGGCGAGUUUAACAUCAGCAUCUACUGCAAUUUUACCUCCCAUAAAUUACGUUAAUGGGUUCAAAUAUUUCAACAAACACAAGUCGAUGCGGCAGGGCAAAUAGGCCCUACUAACUAUAUUAGUUCACUCGAUGAGCGCAAUUAUUGAUCAGCGCCAAUUCCCCUUCAAAAAUCGGAAUGAUUUUCCGAAAAGCAGGUCCUAUAGCAAAAAAAUUACUUCUUCCGCUUGAUUAACUGCAAACAUGCAUGUUUCUAGUCUAGAAAUUUAAAUUAUGUGACAUAAAGAUAUAAGUUAGUCUAUAGGCCUAUUUAUGAGACGUUUGCGGAGUAACUUGAACGGAGACGCAAACCUCGAAUUAGCGCAUUCUAAAAAAAGAGCCUACUCUUCAUCUGUAGCAAUGGGCAGGAUGUACAUGUACAUACAGUCUUCAAUUUAUCAGGCUAGCCCUAUAGGUAUUGGAUUUGUAGUUUUACAUUUGUAUAACUGUUUUACACUUGAGGAUACAUACAAGGGCGAAUCCAGAACAAUUUCUUUGGGGGGGGGGGCCAAA